GUGUGGUUUAUGCUUUUAUGAUGUCAUGGCAGGCCAAGACACCCACAACAAACCGUAAACGUUAAAUAUUAUUAAAGCGUCCGAGGUUGGCAGGGUGCUCACUUGCCUUCUUGCUCGUGCCGUAGACCCCCAGCUGAUGAGGUCUCCUGAACCGCCACCGUGGCUCGAAUCGCAACUGAUAGAUGGAGCUACCUUAAACCUCGCGCAGCAGGGCUUCCAGAUGGCGAUUGUGGUACUCCAGGAGCAAGAGGGUCCAUGUCGAGUCAGGCUCGGGAACUGAGGCUGGCAAAGGAGAACACCGCACAGAUAGCCAUCUCGGUCAUUCUUUUUCAGAACCAUCCCAGCCAAUUAGAGAUCAGCCGUCGCUUCUGCUACCGCACACGCUCACUCAAAUCCGAUUCUUCCUCUCUUUUUGCUUCCACUUCUGCUUUUUUGCUUUUACUUCUUAUCUUCACUCACCUGCCUGUAUAUUCCACCAAUGACGAUCUCUACUCUCCGCCCAAAGCAGCUCGCCCGUGCGGCUCGUCCUCUGGCUGCUCUCUCCAGAACAUCCACCCUCCUCGCCUCCCCUGCCGUUCAGGUCACCCGUCGUCAGCUGUCCAUCAACGCUGCCCCUGCCAUCACUGUCACCUCACAACGCUUCUGCUCUCCCUACCGCGGCCAGGUCCGUUCCUAUGCCGACUACGUAGUCAAGGUCCCUCACAUGGCCGAAUCGAUCUCGGAGGGUUCCUUGAAGCAGUGGAACAAGAAGGUCGGGGACUUUGUCAACGUGGACGAGGAGGUUGCCAGCAUCGAGACUGACAAGGUAAUAACGCCCGAGUCUUGACAGAAUGUCAUUAGGACACUCCCGCCGGGAUAUCGGGAUAGCAAUCUUGCAGGACACAAAUGUCGGCCAUUCGAAUGAUAUGGUUCGAUCAGCAAUGAAUCCUUUAGCCAUUCCUGUAUCAUCAGCUGGUCUACAAUACAAAGUCAUGGAAGAGACAGAAAAGUCAGCACUCCAGCGGAACGACUACCC
This is a messenger RNA of Gamsiella multidivaricata, 1015 nucleotides long. RefSeq lists its product as uncharacterized. The record is from RefSeq and is a predicted model, not a curated record. The transcript is spliced from 4 exons. Bases 256 to 801 code for a protein of 181 amino acids. Lineage: Eukaryota; Fungi; Mortierellomycota; Mortierellomycetes; Mortierellales; Mortierellaceae.